This is a messenger RNA of Trichoderma citrinoviride, 834 nucleotides long. RefSeq lists its product as hypothetical. NCBI's taxonomy places the organism in Eukaryota, Fungi, Ascomycota, Sordariomycetes, Hypocreales, Hypocreaceae. The record is from RefSeq and is a predicted model, not a curated record. The coding region runs from base 1 to 834 and encodes 277 amino acids. The transcript has a single exon.
AUGGUUAACAAGGCUAUUGUCGCUUCUCUUCUCUUUGGUGCUGCUAUCGCCGGGCCUACUGGCAGCAGCAAGAACUCUGUGUCCAGAGCCGUUUCCAAGCGAGCCGUUGGCGAGAUUGUCACCAGCGCCCUUGCCCGCUUCGAUAACUCAAACGGUGCAGAUGGUGUGGGUGCUGGAGCCGACUCCUACACUCUUUAUCUCGGUGACGGCAGCGUUGGGGCCGGCUGGCCCGACCAGAGCAGCUGGGUCUCUUUCGACGACAUGUUCGCCUCCAACAAGGCCACCAUGCUCUCCUCUUGCACCAAUCUAGGAGGUGAAGCCAACACCAGCGAGGAUGAGGUCCAGGCCAUCCACGACGGUAUUGAGGCCGCUGCUGCAGCCAGUGGUGUGGACCACCGUUUUAUCCUUGCUGUUCUUAUGCAAGAGUCCAAGGGCUGCGUGCGUGUUGGGACUACCAAUUUCGGCGUUCGCAACCCGGGUCUGCUCCAAGAUCAUGACGGUCUUGCAACCUGCAACGAGGGAGGCGUUGUCCAGAACCCUUGCCCGUCUGCCACUAUUGCGCAGAUGAUUCUGGAAGGCGUUGCUGGAACUCCCACUGGCGAUGGUCUGGCCAACACUAUUAACCAGGCUGGAACCAGCGACGUCUCAGCCUUCUACCGUGGUGCUCGAAUCUACAACUCGGGCUCUAUUUCCAGCACUGGCAACCUCGAAAGCAACAUUGCUACUCACUGCUAUGCCAGUGACGUUGCUAACAGAUUGACUGGUUGGGUUAACGCUCCAAGCGCCUGCACUUGUGAUGCUGACCCUGCUAGCUGUGGAGUUGUCCUGAACUAA